Dothidotthia symphoricarpi CBS 119687 is the source of this 954-nucleotide messenger RNA. RefSeq names its product NmrA-domain-containing protein. The record is from RefSeq and is a predicted model, not a curated record. The coding region runs from base 1 to 954 and encodes 317 amino acids. Lineage: Eukaryota; Fungi; Ascomycota; Dothideomycetes; Pleosporales; Dothidotthiaceae. The transcript has 5 exons.
AUGUCUAAGCAAACCAUCGUUGUCUUCGGCGCCACUGGCAAGCAGGGCGGCUCCGUCGUCAAGUCUCUGCUCCAAGAUCCCAAGUCUGCUAGCAAGUUCCACGUCAAGGCCGUUACUCGCGACGUUUCCAAGGACAGCGCAAAGUCCCUUGAGGCUCUCGGCGCUGAGGUUGUCUCUGCCGAUCUCGACAAGCCCGAGACCCUUUCAUCGGUCAUCAAAGGUGCCUAUGGUGUCUUCUCUGUUACAAACUUCCUCGAGAAACUUAACGCCGCGCCUGAGAUCGUCCAGGGCAAGGCCGUUGCCGACAUCUGCAAGGCUGAGGGUGUCCAGCAUCUCGUCUGGAGCAGCUUGUUGAACGUGACCGAGCUCACGGGCGGCAAGCUCAAGAACGUUCACCACUUUGACAGCAAAGCCGAGGUAGAGGCUUACAUUCGUGACAUCGGUGUUCCUGCUACCUUCUUCCUUGCCGGUUAUUUCAUGUCUAACCUCCCGGGCAUGUCGAUCCGAGAGAUGCCUGACGGCAACUGGGGCCUUGGUCUCCCGACUCCCGCUAACGCGCCCAUGCCGCUUUUUGCCGCCGAACUUGACACUGGCAAGUUCGUCAAGGGCAUCUUCCUUAACAAGGACAAAGUCCUCGGAGAGCGCAUCUACGGUGCAACAGCUUACUACACCCCUACCCAGAUAAUCGAGGAGUUCAAGGAGAGCUACCCCAAGGUUGCUGCCACCACUUCGUACAACGAGCUCCCCGCGGAGGUCUACAAGAGUAUCUUGGGUUCGAUAGGUCUGCCCCCGUCCUUCCAGGAGGAGAUGUCGGAGAAUCACCAGCUUUUCUCUGUUGCCGGUUACUUUGGCGGUGCUAAUCUUGACGCCAGCCAUGCUAUCGUGGGGGAGCCAUUGACCACUUGGAAGCAGUAUAUCGCCAACAACCCCGCCUUUGCUGCCAUCAAGUCCUGA